GGAUCCCCGCCGGGGGCGCGGGGCGCUGCCCGGGUCUGCCCUCCCCACAGCGCACCUGGCACGCAGUAGGCGCUCAGCAAAUGCUUGUCCGAGGCACCAGCGCCGCGGGGCCUGCGGGCUGGCAUUGGCCUGCCCGGGCACGCCGUGGCGCGCUCCGCCGUGGCCAGACCUGUUCCGGGGGACGGUAACCUCAGCCCUCGGGCGCCUCCCGUUAGCCUUUCUGCCGACCCAGCAGCUUCUAAUUUGGGUGUGUGGUUGAGAGUGCUCAGCUGUCAGCCCUGCCUUUGGGGGCCGGCUCCCUUUCGCCUCACUGGGUCAUUAAGAGCAGGUGGGGACGAGGCGACACCCCCCACCCGCCGGGGCGCAGCCGCACAGGUGGGGCAGGAGACCCUGCAGUACCCCGGGCCGCAGGCCCUGAGGAGCGAUGACGGAAUAUAAGCUCGUGGUGGUGGGUGCCGGUGGCGUGGGGAAGAGUGCCCUGACCAUCCAGCUAAUCCAGAACCACUUCGUGGACGAAUACGACCCCACAAUAGAGGACUCCUACCGGAAGCAGGUGGUCAUUGACGGGGAGACGUGCUUGCUGGACAUCCUGGAUACGGCCGGCCAGGAGGAGUACAGCGCCAUGCGAGACCAGUACAUGCGCACCGGGGAGGGCUUCCUGUGUGUCUUCGCCAUCAACAACACCAAGUCCUUCGAGGACAUCCACCAGUACAGGGAGCAGAUUAAGCGGGUGAAGGACUCGGACGACGUGCCCAUGGUGCUGGUGGGGAACAAGUGUGACCUGGCUGCACGCACCGUGGAGUCUCGGCAGGCUCAGGACCUUGCCCGAAGCUACGGCAUCCCCUACAUCGAGACCUCGGCCAAAACCCGGCAGGGAGUGGAGGAUGCUUUUUACACGCUGGUGCGUGAGAUUCGGCAGCACAAGCUUCGGAAGCUGAACCCUCCCGACGAGAGCGGUCCUGGCUGCAUGAGCUGCAAGUGUGUGCUCUCCUGACACAGCACAGGCUUCAGGACGUGGAGGCGCCGCAUGCAGGGAGGAGGUGCAGACGGAAGAAGGAGGAGGCGGAAGGAAGGGCUGCGGGAGCCUCGCCACCCAGGGACCGUGGGCCGAGGUGACCGCAGACCCUCCAAGGGACGCUUUGCGCAGAUUGUCUUGAGCGUCCCAAACGCCACGGGAACCCCAGCCCUUAGCUCCCUUCCCAGGCCUCUGUGGGCCCUUGUCGGGUGCGGAUGGGAACACAGUAAAUUAUUGGAUGGUCUUGA
Molecule: messenger RNA, 1263 nt
Organism: Cebus imitator (Panamanian white-faced capuchin)
Lineage: Eukaryota; Metazoa; Chordata; Mammalia; Primates; Cebidae
Gene: HRAS
Product: HRas proto-oncogene, GTPase
Exons: 6
Coding region: 425-994 (189 amino acids)
Biological process (GO): cellular senescence; Ras protein signal transduction
Cellular component (GO): plasma membrane
Molecular function (GO): GTPase activity; GTP binding; GDP binding
Source: RefSeq, a predicted model, not a curated record